Messenger RNA from Mytilus trossulus (common blue mussel), 540 nucleotides. RefSeq names its product dynein light chain 2, cytoplasmic. The transcript has a single exon. The coding region runs from base 7 to 276 and encodes 89 amino acids. Gene Ontology annotation, molecular function: dynein intermediate chain binding. Gene Ontology annotation, biological process: microtubule-based process. Gene Ontology annotation, cellular component: cytoplasmic dynein complex. NCBI's taxonomy places the organism in Eukaryota, Metazoa, Mollusca, Bivalvia, Mytilida, Mytilidae. The record is from RefSeq and is a predicted model, not a curated record.
GUCAAGAUGUCUGAAAGAAAAGCAGUAAUCAAGAAUGCUGACAUGUCAGAAGACAUGCAGCAGGAUGCUGUUGACUGUGCAACACAAGCUCUAGAGAAAUACAACAUCGAGAAAGAUAUUGCAGCAUACAUCAAGAAAGAGUUCGACAAAAAAUACAACCCAACAUGGCAUUGUAUCGUUGGACGUAACUUUGGUAGCUACGUAACACACGAGACCAAGCAUUUCAUCUACUUUUACUUAGGACAAGUCGCCAUCCUGCUCUUCAAAUCCGGUUAGAGAUGUAUACUAACUUAUAAAGUACUAGUCACAGUAAUCUUUAUAUAGGACGAAGUAUAUCGCGCAUCGGGUCCCGACCAGAGGAACGAAAUGAACACUGCCAGCGUUAUAUUAUUAACCUACGUGAUCGCCGAUUGCGGUAAAUUAUUGCCUGUGAAUUUAUGAUGUGAACAUUUUAGAUGAACAUAUUGUUACCUAUUUAUUAUUGUUAUACCUUGUAUUGUUACAUGGCUAACGUGUUUAUAAUAAAACAUUGUUAGUAUA